This is a messenger RNA of Stegodyphus dumicola, 2565 nucleotides long. RefSeq lists its product as uncharacterized. The record is from RefSeq and is a predicted model, not a curated record. NCBI's taxonomy places the organism in Eukaryota, Metazoa, Arthropoda, Arachnida, Araneae, Eresidae.
AUGUGGGAAAAUUAUGUGAAAUCAAGGGGGGUGACAGACUUUGAAGGUCUUAAUCAGUUGGUGGUAGCGGACAAAAUCUACCAGACCCUUGAUACGGAAACUGCAGUACACAUAGGUAUAAGGCAGGGAGACUCGUGGUUCAAGCCAAGAGAGCUUGGAAAGGAGUGUGACAUAUUCUUUGCGGCUAAAGGGAAGUCCUACAACGUACGUAGGGAAGCUUGUGAAACUAAGAUUUUAAAUCAGGCAGUAGGUGAGAAACCUAAGGUCGAAGAAAGACGAGGCAGUCGGCAUACGUCAGAAACCAUAGGGAACGUUAAAGGUUUAACAUGUUUUGGAUGUGGUUCAGCUUCACAUUUUAAAAGGCACUGUCCUCAGAUUAAAGGUUCUAGGCAGUAUAACAGAAAUGAGGAAAAGGAUAAAGCCAGGGUAAACUGGGUAAAGAAAGAUCAGGAUAAUGAUAACCUAGAGGACAAAGUUGUGGUAGCUCGUGUGGAUCCUUUGAGGAAGUCAGGGGAUGUAAACGACUAUAAGCUGUGUGAGUUGAAAAGGGUUCCUAUUAGUGUGAAUGGAACAAUAGGGAAGGCCCUCGUUGAUUCAGGAACAGAAAUUACGGUGGUUAAGAAAGAGUUAACCAAAAGUCUCCAACUGAAGGAAGGAUCGAGUAUAUAUUUGAAAGGUAUAUUUGGUCCAGCUGUUAAAUGCCCUUUGGUAAGCAUUCCACUGAGUAUUACUGUAGGAGAAAGUGCCAAUGUUACACAUCAAGAGAUUUUGUGUGCAGUUGCAGAAUCGCUGGCAGAGGAUGUGUUGCUUCCUCCGGAAGUAUUCACCAUGUUAGGAGGUCGGUUAUAUGACACAGGUGAAGGGGUGGAAAACUUACCUGAAGAAACCACAAACAUCCCAGAGGUUAGGAGAAAGGAAAAGUCUGUGAAGGUAAACACAGGGAAACUAGAAGGAAACGCUAGUAUGGGAAGGAAUCUCAAUGAGAAAGGGAAGGUGGAAUCAAGUGAAAGCCAAGAACCUCAGCCAGGAAGACUAUGUACAGCGGAUGUAUUUAGAAGAGAGCAGGAGACUUGUGAAUCUCUGGUAGGAGCAUGGGAGAAUGCUCAGAAAGGAAAGGGGAAUUAUUAUACAGUGGAUAACUUUCUCUUUCAUAAGGACAAAAUUCUUGGGGAAAGUGUGGGGCAAUUAGUUGUACCUAAGAGUCGAAGGGAGGAAGUCUUGCAGUUAGCACAUUGCUCGGUGUUUAGUGGCCACAUGGGGGUAAAGAAAACUGUGGAGAGAAUUAGAUACUCUUUUUAUUGGGAAGGUCUGAGGUUAGACGUUCAGAAAUUUUGCGAGGCAUGUAAAGAGUGCCAGUUGACUAGACCAAUUAAAACUGUUGAUAGGACACCAAUCACCCCAGUAACGAGGCCAGAUCUGCCCUUCCAAAUUGUAAACAUUGAUGUGAUAGGUCCGAUUGAUCCUCCCAGUUCUAAGGGUCAUAAGUAUAUAUUAUGCUUAGUUGAUCAGCAUACCAGAUGGGCAGAAGCAAUACCUCUAACUAGCCUCUCCGCCAAGUCGACUUGUGAGGAGUUAUUACAUAUUUUUUCAAGAACGGGUAUUCCAAAUGUAAUUGCAUGUGACAAUGGAACAAAUUUUAAAGCAGAUUUGACUCAAGAAUUUGAGAGACGAAUAGGGGCCAGUCCUAAGUUUUCGACCCCUGGAUAUCCUCAAGCUAAUGGAUUAGUUGAACGGUUUAAUGGUACUUUAAAAAGAAUGUUGCAUCAUGUCAUCAGAGAAGAAGGUAGAGGGUGGCAUUUGCAAAUUCCUUAUGUGUUGUGGGCCUAUAGAGAAGUACCCAACUCAACAACUGGGGUGGCUCCAUUUCAACUCAUGUACGGCAGGACACCUCAGGGACCUCUGUCGAUAUUAAAAUCAUCAUGGACAGGGAAACAUGAAAAUUUACAAUUAGAUGCAACUCCUGUUUAUACAUAUUUACAAAAUCUAAAGGCUAGGUUUGAGAAGGCAGCGGAGCAGGCAAAGCUCACAGCUAAAAUUCAACAAGAGAGGACAGCACACUAUCAUAAUUUAAGGUCUACCAUAAAAACAUUUAAGGUGGGAGAUAAGGUGAUAGUCUUGAUUCCCGAUUCUAAUAACAAGCUUUAUGCUAGGUGGCAGGGUCCUGCAAAUAUAUUGGAACAGAGAAGUUCUCACUCAUUUGUAGUACAAAUGCCCGAUGGGACCAAAAGACAUGUCCAUCAGAAUAAGAUUAGACCUUAUGUAGUUAGAUCCCAAGCAGUAAAUGUUAUCUUGGAGGGGGAAGAAGAGUUUGGGGAAAUUGAAUCUAUACCUGUCAACAAGGGAGAAAAGAGUUUUUCUGAAUCUCUGGAAGGAUUAGAAAUGUCUAAUUUAGAUUCAGUCCAAAGGAGUAAACUUUUAGGGCUACUGAGGAAAUAUCAAACAUUAUUUACACGUCCAGUGCAACCAGCACGAGUAGGUACACACACAAGAUCGAACUUAUUCCUACUGCUAUUAGGAAGAAACCCCACUGCUAUGGAAUACCCAUGGCAUACCGCAAAGCAGUAG